Pecten maximus is the source of this 2780-nucleotide messenger RNA. RefSeq names its product 2-aminoethylphosphonate--pyruvate transaminase-like. Gene Ontology annotation, biological process: organic phosphonate catabolic process. The transcript has 8 exons. Gene Ontology annotation, molecular function: 2-aminoethylphosphonate:pyruvate transaminase activity. Bases 337 to 1578 code for a protein of 413 amino acids. The record is from RefSeq and is a predicted model, not a curated record. NCBI's taxonomy places the organism in Eukaryota, Metazoa, Mollusca, Bivalvia, Pectinida, Pectinidae.
UAGAUAAUCUAUAAUCAUACACGUGUACACUAAAAUAUAUAUCUUACACGUGUACAGUAAAAAAAACCAGACAGACAGUAUAAGCAACUAGAGUUCCAUAGCUUAUAAGAAACAUCAUUGCCAAGGAGGAUAAAAUUACGUUUCUUUUACUAUUUUUUGGCCUAAGAUACUAAUAUUUCCGGAUAUAUUUAGUGGGCCACUACCCGGCAUUUCUCAAGUUAUUAUCAGCGGGUGACAGUGGAUAGAAACGACCAAACCGCACAUAUUGUCUUCAUCCAUAAUUUACUGUAGUUGGUGAUUACUGUCUACUUAGGGGACUUGAAUGAUAGCCUAAUCAUGAUCGGAGAAAUCAGUAGAAUUUGUGGACGGAACUUUUCAAGAAUGGUGUUCUGCAAGUCCUCAUCAUUCUCGAUAAAUCAUCAACGAAGUUUCGCAGUGACAAAAUCUAUGGCAGAGCAGGGGAAGAAGCUUUUUACCCCGGGUCCAUUAGGAACAUCAAGGACUGUUAGAGAGGCUGCACUCCCCGACCUUGGCUCAAGAGAUGUUGUGUUUAUCGACAAGGUGAAAUACCUACGGUCCAGACUUGUACAAAUUGCUGGUGUACGUGAGGAGGACUAUACUACUGUUCCAAUCCAGGGAAGUGGCACAUUUGCUGUGGAAGCUGUGAUCCAAACAGCUGUCCCUCGUACAGGUGGCAAGGUAUUAUUACUGGAGAAUGGAGCAUAUGGUAAGAGGAUGGCCAAGAUAUGUGAGUACCUAGGUAUACCUUACCACCAAGAGAGCUUCCCUGAGAAUCAGAAAGUGGACUUAAACAGGGUAGCUGACAUACUAAGGGCAGACAACUCCUUCACAUUAGUCAGUGUGGUACAUUGUGAGACAAGCUCGGGUGUUAUUAACCCAGUGGUGGAGGUGGGUUCUGUUGUCAGGCAGAUUUUACCAGACUGUGUGUUCUUUGUGGACGCCAUGAGCAGUUUUGGUGCUAUACCACUGGACAUGACAGCUGGUUCUGUAGACUUCAUGGUCAGUUCAGCCAAUAAAUGCCUGCAGGGUAUCCCAGGUUUCUCCUACUCUGUGGCCAGGAAAACAGCGCUGGAGAAAUGUAAAGGAAAUUCUCGAAGUUUGAGCUUGGAUCUGUAUGAUCAGUACCAAGGACUAGAAUCUACUGGUCAGUUUCGAUUCACUCCGGCCACUCACACCAUGCUGGCCUUUUGUCAGGCUCUCAAGGAGUUUGAUGAAGAGGGAGGUCUCCAGGGGCGAUCUGCCAGAUACAUAGAAAAUCGUAGGAUUAUCAGAGAGGGUAUGAGGAAGCUUGGAUUUACAGAGUUCCUAGAUUCCAGUCAUGAUGGAUACAUAAUCACUUCGUACAACUUCCCUGAUCAUCCAAACUUUGACUUCAAAACAUUUUACAGCAAACUAAACGAGAAAGAUCAGGUGAUUUACCCUGGCAAAGUGUUGAAUGCAGAUUGCUUUAGGAUUGGUAACAUUGGGGACUUGUAUCCCAAGGAUAUGUCCCACUUACUGGUGUGUAUAGAGCAGGUUUGUGAGGAUAUGGGUAUUCCUCUCCCCCUCAGGAGCUGAUGUUCAGUGUUGUCUUCCUUCUACAGCUAAUGAUAGAAGUCUUUCAUAUCUCAGAGUUAAAACAAGUGCUGAGAAUAAAAGCUUUAUUGAUGAGUGUGGAGUGGUAUAAUGGUGAGUGUGGAGUGGUAUGAUGAUGAGUGUGGAGUGGUAUUAUGAUGAGUGUGGAGUGGUAUAAUGGUGAGUGUGGAGUGGUAUAAUGAUGAGAGUGAAGUGGUAUGAUGAUGAGAGUGGAGUGGUAUAAUGAUGAGUGUGGAGUGGUAUAAUGGUGAGUGUGGAGCGGUAUAAUGAUGAGAGUGGAGUGGUAUGAUGAUGAGAGUGGAGUGGUAUAAUAAUGAGAGUGGAGUGGUGUGAUGAUGAGAGUGGAGUGGUAUGAUGAUGAGAGUGGAGUGGUAUGAUGAUGAGAGUGGAGUGGUAUGAUGAUGAGAGUGGAGUGGUAUAAUGAUCAUUGUGGAGUGGUCAAAUGAUGAGUGUGUAGAGGUAUAAUGAUCAUUGUGGAGUGGUCAAAUGAUGAGUGUGUAGAGGUAUAAUGAUGAGUGUGUAGAGGUAUAAUGAUGAGUGUGUACAGGUAUAAUGAUGAGUGUGUACAGGUAUAAUGAUGAGUGUGUAGAGGUAUAAUGAUGAGUGUGUAGUGGUAAAAUGAUGUGUGUGGAGUGGUAAAAUGAUCAGUGUGGAGUGGUAUAAUGAUCAGUGUGGAGUGGUAAAAUGAUCAGUGUGGAGUGGUAUAAUGGUGAGUGUGGAGUGGUAAAAUGAUGAGUGUUGAGUGGUAAAAUGAUCUGUGUGGAGUGGUAUAAUGAUGAGAGUGGAGUGGUAUAGUGAUGAGUGUGGAGUGGUAUAAUGAUGAGUGUUGUCAAAAGUGAGUGUUAUCCUGCUGACUGGUGACCGAGUUUUUGGUGUUACUAGAGGUAAAUGUUGAGAAUUAGUGAUGACGAAUGUUAUGUAACAAUGGCUGUGAAUGUUUAGUGAAAGAACAUAUUAUUGAUACUGAGUAUUAGCAUGAGAUCGGCUCUCCAGUUAUCAGAUACCAUUAUAAAUUCAAAUGGACCAAAUAAUCAUUUUUAUCCAAGUGAGUUGUCAAUAUAACACAGUGUCUUCUUUAUAUAUAUACACCAAAGUAAUUUAUUUAGUAUUCCAUAAAGGAUUAACAAUACGCCAAGUUUUAUUUUCCAUGAGAGAGGCUCAAUAAACCAUUUACCAUACCUAUA